AGCAUCUUGAAGAAAUUUUCUUAUUCUUUGGCGAAGACCAUGCCUCGCAAAGCUAUGAAAGUCAUAGUUGAAUUGGAUAUUCAUACAGUAAGGAUUUAUUGUGAUUUUCAAAGUAAUUUCAGCGAGAUUUUUGUUCGUUGCUAACGACGCUAGACGAAUGCAAGAGAUCGCAAUGCUUCGAUCGAAUUCUGUGGUGACCUGAUUCAUAAUCUUUCUACUUUCUUUUAUCUUAUAGGUUACAUGUCCUGGUACUUUUUUACGGGACUAUGGUUAUGUUUAUCUCAAAGUUAACUGCAUGGGUUUAGAAGUAAACACAAAAUCUGUAGCUCCGACUUUUCCAUUGUUCUUUCACGAACGCUUACGUUUCGAAAGGGUAAGCUAUGUAAAACAGCUGAUAUUUUUAUCCGGGAGUUCUUUUUUGGUUUUCAUUAUCAACUAAGGUUUUCUUUCUUUAUUUUCAAGGUUUUUAAGAGCUGUCAAGAUCCUGCUUAUGUCACCGUUCAUCUAAAAGGUAGCUUUUAAAGUUGUGUCUUGUUGGUGUGUGUACUGUAAUUUGAUCGAAGCAUUCCGCCAUAUUUGUUAGUGUAGCGCCAUUCACAGAUAAAGAAUUCAGCUCACCGAAAACUACGUUUAUUUUCACAAAUAGGUGAAGAUGUGUUGGUAGAGUUAAGACAGCAUGAUGACUAUAUUUCAGGUAAGCAGACAAUUAUUUUUAAGCUUUCAGAUUCUGGCUCCAUUCAGUUUUGAUUUCACAUGCUUUAAGCUUAAUUCAAGCCAAGAAUUUCUCUCAGUUGUGACGGCAAAAAGAUGUGAAAAUAUGUUUACAUUAUUACUGUACCUAAAUUAUUCAAAAUGCUAUUCCUACUAAAGUAAAGUGUGUUACAGUUUUUCCUGAAAAACUGUUCUCAAGGCCAGUAUAUGCAGCACGAAGUAAGCUUAGAAAUUAUGGGAAAUUUUGGUCACGCGUUUCACGCGCUCUCAGUGUGUGCACGAAGAGCACAGUAAUUUAUCGUUUUUGGUCAUGGCCCUGCAGUUAAGAAGUUUUUAACCUUGCUAAAAGUAAUUUCAAUGCAAACUUUAAUUACUUAUUGUCUGAAUGAAAACCGCAAAACCUGUUUUAUUGUUUUGAAUGAGUUCACAGCAACCGGUGAAAAAUCAUAAAACGUCGAAAAUCACUCGAGCUCGAUGAAGAAUUUCUGUUUGCGUUGCACCUGAAGAUUUUUCUUUUAGAGUAACUGAAAAUUCCCUCCCCUUUUUGUCAGAUGUCGUUUGCAUGAGGAUAGUAAGUUGUAAUAUCAAUGAAAGUUAUUGUUUUGGUUCGGAUGAUUAAAAGUAUUAGUGUAAUAUAAAUAAUUUCUUUGUUCCUCCGGUUGACCAAACAUAUCUAUAUAUAUUCACUUCUGAAAUUUCGUAUUUUUAAAGAUUUAUUUGUCGAAGAUGAAAGGGAUUUUCAAGAAGCUUUUGACUUGUUGUUCCUUUUUCCUUGUUAAUUUUGCUAUGUCCCUUCCGUUUGUUUGAAACAAAUAAGCUUGAAUAAUGCUGCGAUCGAGUGAUCAAAAUGUGAUGAAGAGUUGAAACAACAGAUGUACUGUGCUGUACAGAAAGGUGUUUGAAUAAUUAGUUAGAUUACAUGUACUUAUACAGGUAUUGCGCAAUACUUAAUAAUGACAGUUUCUGAUAAAAUAAAUAAGAUAAUAUUAUACUAACCAAAAGACAGAGAUGGAUCACAGGAUAACAGUUAUUGUCACCUAACAUUCACAUUUAUAAACAUUCAAAUGAUUGCCUGUUUAGAGUUGAAGCUUUUGAGGCUAUCUUGGUGUGUACAGUGGGAAAUGUAUUUUAAAAUCAACUGAAAUCAUGUGACAUAUUCCAUUCCUUUAAAAAGAUAUCAAGAUAGCAUCAAAAGCUUGAGCAAAAUAAGCAUUUUUAAUAUAUUUUUAUGUUAAUUCUGUUAGUUGUAAAAAUUAUCCUUUCCUUGUGGGCUUGUCAAUGAGCGACGAAAAUCAUAACUAUUCUGUCAUUCCGAAUUAAUGUUUGCCUAUGAAACAAACUAAGAAUUUGUCAUUGAUACUACUGACUACUGAGAGCAUUUUCAGCACUAAGAAUUUAAACACAGUAGAAUUAAUGUACAUUGUUUAAAAGGUUGGAUAUUUUAAGAUUCAUUUCAUAUGUUGCAUGCGUGCAUACAGUUUACACAGACAUUAUUUUUUGUUUAGAUGGGUAUGUUAUAGGUCACUAUGCCAACAAUGCAAGAGUUUUCUUGUACCCAGCAGUUCCACCAUAUCCAGGCUCUGGUCGGGAGCUGACGCUGUUCAAAACAUCCCUUUUCAACCCAAUUAGGAUUACAGUAAGUAUAAAGCAAUUUUGAUGGGAAGUCUAAGACAGCAAAGCUUUAUAAAAGCCUCAAAGGGAAAGCCUCGAUCCCUAUUUCAUUGUAAGAUAUGAGGCAUACAUGAACAUCAACAAACAACAACUCUGCAUGUAUCUCACUCUUUUUUGUACAUUUCCUUGCCGUUGUUGCACAAAUACAAAGUGAAAAUUCCUAAUUUCAUGUUUCAAUUUUCUUUUUUGCACUUGUAUAUAGUCCUUUAGGAUUUAACUCCAGAAAAAUUUACCAACAUUUGACAAAUUAAAUGAGAUGGAACAACAUGGAUGCAACACUGCGAAAAUUCACUUUUUUAAUGAUGAUUUCAUUGCUGUUGCCAUCGAAGUUGCUUCAAGGUAUAACAUGUACAUUUAUUUAGCAGACAUGACAGGGACAGCAAUAAAAACAUCAAAUAUAUAUUAUAUUGUUAAUAGGUUUAAUUUUAAUCAAUUAGUAAAGCAGUAAUAAUUUGUAUGUUUGUCACACUUUAAAUAAUGUCUUUCAUCACUGUCAGCUGAAGUUUAUUUAAAAAUUCUUAAUGCAUUAUUUUAUGGGAAAUGUCAACAUACAACAGCCUUGAUAAUUUUUGUCUUUUUGAACUUGGACACACUGGAAAUGGUGGAAAAAUUAUUAUUUUGUUUGCAUGUGUAUAACAAAAAUUUUUAUUAGAAGUGAGAGUUUCAUUGCUCAAGUUCCCUAAAUUAAAUUCAUUUACAACCCUUGGGAUACCAGACUGUGGGGUUCUUCAUUGCAUGGGACAAAUAAGUCAAUAAAUUAUCCAAAGAAAACUAUAGCUUGGGAGGUGUAGCAAAAGGUCAGUUUUGAAUUAUUAAAACUCAUACUUGGCACUGACGCUGACAGGUAUUAAAAAAAGAGAAAAUGUAUGAUUCAGCGAUCAUAUUGACAAUUCAUUUCUGUUGUUUUAUUCCCCUCAAUCUCAGAGCCAAGUAUGAAUUUUAAUAAUCCAUAAAUGGCCUGUUUGAAGGGAGCUUUCAAUCAACAAAAUAUGAUAGUGUAACGUAAUGAUUAUUUUAGGUGUUCAUUUACCUGCAGCAACUUUUUUUGUUACUUCCACGAUAGGGUCAACCAUUGAGACUUGAGUUUUCUACUAAAACCACCAUCAAAGAAGUACCGGAUGCCAUUGACUAUGCAUCUUCGGUAAGACUGCCAUCUUACAGUAAAAGAUGGGCAAAUUCCUGUCCCUUAGUAACAGCCCCAGUCUCGCUAUUUGGGUUUAUUAAACUGUAGUAAGACCAACCAUUGUAGCUUUUUAUGUUCACUAUUAAUGGUUUCUGUUGGACAUUGUGAUUUUAUACUCGUCUUAUUACCUGCACUGUGUUGUUGUAUAUACAAACAAAAGGUUGCCUCAGAUUUUGCACAACCAUAAAGACUGGUCUCUAGUUUUCAAAUGAGUUUUAUAUGCAUAAUUGUUAGUAAUACACGUGGAGAAUUUAGUGCUUCUUUCUACAAUAUACCGUAAAAUUCCAAAAAUAAGCCCUGGGGAUUAUCAAAUUUUUUCAAAGUCCCUUUUUCAGGGGCUUAUUUUUGGAGGGGCCGCACAUGUAUGGAGGGAAAUUUGUGUUUCAAAAUCAGUUGGGCUAGCUUGUAGUGGGAAGGAAAUUUACCAUUUUUGCUUUGUUUUACUUUGUAUUCGAGGGCAUAUUCUAGGUACAAGCCCCCCGGGGGGCUUAUAUUCAGAGGGGUGAUUUAACAGAGGGUUUCUUUCGUUGCGAUUUUGGGGAGCUUAUAUUUGGAGAGGCUUAUACAUGAAGGAACUUAUAUCUGGAAUUUUACGGUAUUAUUAGUACCAUGCUAUGGUAAAAUUUCAAUUUAAAAUUAUACUGCCAGCUUAUAUUAAUUCUGUCCUUUUAUUGAGCACUAAACUUUGACUCAUACUACACCUCAAUUACUUUAAUCAAAAGCUCUUUGGCAGGGCCUCUUCAAGGUCCUCUCUCUUCUUUACAUGCAAGUAUUUUUAUAUACAAUCAUUGCAGUAAAGCACCGGUUCUUUACCUUUCUCUAGUUUACACUCAGUAUGAUAUAUUUUUGUAUAAAACAAGAUGGCUGCAUCUCUGUUCUGUCUCCUGCCUAAAAGGUGGCCACACUUAGUAUAGAGCAUUGAUGGUUAGGGAGCUGCACUGUCACCACACUGUCUUGAUUUGAAGGGCAUUGACCGGCGACACAUACUUUACAUAAAUUUUGUUUCCUUGAGUCCUCUAACAGCACUGCACUUCUCAUUCAAUAUAUUUUCUCUACAUCACUCUGCUGUUUAAGGCUAUGUUUAAGAGGAAUAUAUUUUAUGAAAUGAUUUGGCUUAAUAGAUUACCAUUGAAGACUGUAUUCAGUUGUAGGUAGCGCAGUUAGGAAACAUUUUCCGAGAGGAAGCUGUCCAAUCAAUUAUUUCACCAUGCAAACUAAUUGUAAGGGGAGAAAUUAAUUGACAAUUUCUAUAAACAUUUGGACCGAUAUCUUGGAGCUCUCAGCUUAUUAAAAGUUUAACCCACUAAAGCUGGCGCUAUUAAUUUCAGGACUCUGGUGUUGAUGAUGUCUUAACAAACAGUACAUUUAGUGCCAGUCGCCGGUCAAUCAGUCCCUCAGGUUCUAAACGCAUAACACGCUCUCCCUCCCCAUCACGCCACAAACUUACCAGCACGCCUAGACCUGAUGAUACACUUGUCAAUCAUGAGAAACCUUUUCUUGUGCACCACAAGGAAGAGAGAUUGUUGGAAAAUCGUGACUUUAGUUCUUUUACUCGUCCAAAGCCUCGACGAUCAAGGUCCAAGUCACCUACCAGGAGACCUCGAUCAACUUCCCCAUCCCGUCUUGGAAUGUCCAGUGUGCAGCCAUUACCAGGUUAGUGAUAAUUCCCACAUCUGUACUCCGUCAAUCUUAACUACAAUCAAUCUUGCACCACAGACAGAAAUUAACUUCUAGUUAAGUCCGUCUGCAAAACAGUGCUGAAAUCCUUAUUCUGGGCCCCUACCUGUGUACCAGGAUUUGAGAGUAUCCGCCAUGAUUGGCCUGUUAAAAGAGCAAUUAUCAAUUUACCAAUCAUGAUAAAGUCGAACAGAAAUACAACACUUCCAGCAAUUCAUUGAAUCCGUCAAGGGACUCAGAACAAGAAUAUCGGCAAUGCUUUGAAGAUGUUACUAACCAGGGUUAUCAGCGAUGCAGGCCAAUCCCAUAUGAAAAAGACAUAGUAACGUUCAUUGAAAAGUUUAAGUUAAACCCCCUAGGCACGGCUCAGGCAUGAUUAUUUUUAUGGUAAACACCUGCUAAAAUGUGUCAGAUUACACUGAGAUAAGCAAGAUAGUAUUAAAAUGACAACUAUCUGAAGUUGAAAUGACCUUAAUUUGAUCCUAGAUGAUGACUGAGUUGUCUGACUUUAUGUUAGUCUCACAUAGAAUUACCAUACAUUAGUUGAUAUGUCAUGGUUUAAUUUAUCCUUUCUUUCAAGCCUAUUAUAUAAUGGCCAAAAGCAAGGGAAAGUGAAUUUUUUUUCAACCAAGGAUCAAUUAUUGAAUCACAACAGGCCCCAACUGAUCAAAGGUGGAUAACACUUUCCACUGGAAAAAUCUCUAUCCAGUGGAUAAUGCUUUUGUUUUCCCAAAUACUUAUCGGCUGGAUGGUGACUUAACUAGUUAACAGCGCUAUCCAUCGCUUGAACGACUGUGGCUUGAUAUAUAAUUUUGACCUAAGCUGUUUUCUACCCUGCAGCCAGCUGCAGUCCUCAUUCUGCCUCUGAAUCAUCUGAUCAUACAAGUUUUCAAUUUGAUUUUUAGCUUGGAAGUACUCUGAAGACUUCCCAGCAAGCUCAUCCACUCGACGUAAAGUUCAUUCACGCUCAGCAACAGAACCCAUGAGUUUUUCCCAGUCAUAUCGACCAUCAAGUCCAUCUCGUACUCUGAGCUAUGCACUUGAUGAUCUAAACAUUUCAUCAAAUUCCUGGAAAAACUUUAGCGACCCAGUGCUGCGUUUCAAGAGCCGUUAUUCACCCAAUCUUAGGGCUGCGCUUGGUGCAUCUGAUCGCAUUCAACAACGAGUGGAAAGGGUGAUUGACAAGAAAAGCCCUAGAACUUUUGUAAGUGUAAAAAUCAAUAUAUUAACGUACUUUUGUAACAAAACUUUGAAAUGAUAGUUUCAUGUAGUGUGCUCCCAGAAGAUAUCUUACGAAUAUUCUGCCACUGUGGAAAAUCUAUGGACAUUUCAAAUCAUCAUAUAGCAUUUUUAUGAGGGAUCGAUAGGUUGUGUGGUUCAAAUCACUAAAACAUUCCAAGAUUUAGGCCAGUCUCCACAAUCGACUUAUGUGCAAUGGUCCGAAAUAGAGAGGAGUCUUUUCACAGUCUACCCAGUACUCAACCCUUAAAAUAUGCAGAAUAUUUUACACGUAACGUUUGUUUAUUGUGCUAUAAGAUACAUAAAAACACGUUUUGAAAUUGGAUUUCUUUCACGUUUUUCAGUCUGAAGACUCUGAUAAUGACAGCGUAGAUUCUUUGGAUGUCCUUAGGUGAGUCCAGUAAAUAUAAACAGGAACGAGUGAAAGAACGAGAUUCUCAAAAAAAUAUGACCGGGAUGCUGACCGCCGCCCGGUUAGCUCAAUGGGAUAAGCGCCGGUCUGCUGAGCGGGAGGCCGUAGGUUCAAACCCCGGCCGGACCAACACUCAGGGUCUUUAAAUAAAUGAGGAGAAAAUGCUGUAUUUGUAAUAAUAACAUCUGCAAACAGUUUGACUUUUAGUCUUCUUGGAUAGGGACGAUAAACCGUAGGCCCUGUCUCAAAAGCCCUUUGCACAUGUAAUAAAAAAUCUGUGGGACGUUAAAGAACCCACAGGGCACGUAGUGCCCGGUGUAGUGGUGUAUCUCACUUUUACACUCAUUUUUUGGGGCAUCAACUCCUUUAUUACUUAUAAACUGCACCUUAAGCAGUCUGGUAAAGUCCCCCAACCAGUGUUGUAAAUUAUCCCUGAAAAGCCCUGAGGGGAGUGGAUAAUAUGAUAUUUACACAUUUACAUACAUACACCGCGGAAAAGUUACUUUUAUUGAAGGAGGUUAUAAGCCCUGUCCCAUCUGUUAACAUCUGAUAACUAUAAACUUGUAUUGAAUAGAAUGACGACGGCUUCAACUCCAUGCCUACCUUAGUAGUACUGAGAAAAUCUCGUUCUCGUCUUAAAAUCCGAACGUCUCUGAUUCCCCUCGCCCUUAAGAAUGGCAGAUGUGUUUUCAAAGCCGGGCCCAUGAAAAUAACCGGAGGUUUGCGAGUCCUUUUUUCGCACCAAAAACUUCCUGCGUAGUGUUUUCUAGAGCUAGAAUGUCGAUAUGUGGAAUAUGCGCCGUGAUGUAAAUUUGGUAAUAAGCCUAUGUUUAACUUUGCUUUACAGAGAGUCUCUUCGAGAAGAAAGAAGAGCGCUUAGUGAUGCGAUCCGGGAGGCAGAUAGAGCGUAA
Molecule: messenger RNA, 7804 nt
Organism: Porites lobata
Lineage: Eukaryota; Metazoa; Cnidaria; Anthozoa; Scleractinia; Poritidae
Source: the annotation of a GenBank genome assembly